Molecule: messenger RNA, 1902 nt
Organism: Cynocephalus volans (Philippine flying lemur)
Lineage: Eukaryota; Metazoa; Chordata; Mammalia; Dermoptera; Cynocephalidae
Gene: NT5C1B
Product: 5'-nucleotidase, cytosolic IB
Exons: 10
Coding region: 1-1902 (633 amino acids)
Biological process (GO): nucleotide metabolic process; adenosine metabolic process
Cellular component (GO): cytosol; cytoplasm
Molecular function (GO): nucleotide binding; 5'-nucleotidase activity; magnesium ion binding
Source: RefSeq, a predicted model, not a curated record
AUGAGUCAAACAUCUCUGAAACAGAAAAAGAAGAAUGAGACCGGGAUGAGGUAUUCAAAAGAGAGUGUAGACACAGAAAAAAGAAGGGAAUCUGAGAAAUCAGGAGUUCGUCUGAGCACUCAGAUGAGGCGUGCAGGCAAUCCGAAUCACUCGCUGAGAUGUUGCCCCCUGCGGGGUCACUCGUCGUGUAGACGCUGCCUUUGUGCAGCUGAGGGAACAGUCCUUGGCCCCUGCCGCACAGUAUAUAUUUAUAUUCACAUGUGCCUGUUGUGGGAGCAGGGCCGGCAGAUCACCAUGAUCAGGGUGAGCAGAGAUCACACUACUGAUUUUGGAGGGGACCCACAGGCAGUCCGGGGAUCUCAAGAAUUAACAGUGCCAAAGACAGACUCUCGAGGGUAUCUCUUGCAAAAUCAGUGGUCCAGAACAUCCCGGAGUCCAUCCACCAGGGCUCCAUCGGUAGACGAGCCCAGAAGCAGGAACACCAGCAUUAAGCUCCCCAACAGCUCCACGACCUCCCGGACGUCCACCACCUCCACCAGCCAGCACGACUCCUCGCCGCCACCGCCACCGCCGCCACCGUCCGGGCAGCCCUCCACGGCCCGGUCCCCCGCGCCGGCCCAGCCGGCCCUGCCACUCGACUCGCGGCCCCCCACGCCCCCGGAGCCCGAGCUCAGCCCACGGCGCGGCACCCACGAGGGCUGGACCCACGGCACCAUGCGGGACAGCCGCGAUUCGCGGGACACGCAGCUGCGGGAGUCCCCGCGCACGCCGCCCACCGAGUGGGUGUCCUACGCCCAGCGCAGGGCGCUCUUCCCCUCCAUGCAGCUGGACCGCGACUGCCUGUCCGAGCAGCAGCAGCAGCUGCAGCGGCAGCAGCGGGAGGAGGAAGAGGACGACGAAGCCUACUGGCAGGCCGUGAGGACGCUCUACGAGAAGACCCCCAGCAGCACGCGCCCCCGGCCGCCCAAACCUAAGCACGCCAUCACCAUCGCCGUCUCGUCCCGGGCGCUCUUCAACAUGGUGGACGGCAAGAGGAUCUACGAGGAAGAGGGGCUGGAAAAGUACAUGGAGUAUCAGCUCAACAACGAGAACGUCAUCCUGACCCCGGGGCCCGCGUUCCGCUUCGUCAAGGCACUGCAGCAUGUCAAUGCUAGACUCCGUGAUCUGUACCCUGAUGAACAGGACUUAUUUGAUAUUGUACUGAUGACUAAUAACCAUGCCCAAGUGGGAGUGCGGCUUAUAAACAGCGUCAAUCACUAUGGCUUACUAAUUGACCGCUUCUGUCUGACUGGUGGAAAAAGCCCCAUUGGUUAUUUGAAGGCAUAUCUUACCAACCUGUAUCUUUCUGCGGAUUCUGAAAAAGUACAAGAAGCAAUACAAGAAGGUAUCGCCUCUGCAACAAUGUUUGAUGGAGCCAAAGACAUGACUUUCUGUGACACGCAGCUCCGUGUGGCCUUUGACGGGGAUGCUGUCCUCUUCUCUGAUGAGUCUGAACAUAUUGCAAAGGAGCACGGGCUGGACAAAUUCUGUCAACAUGAAACGCUGUUUGAGAAUAAGCCUCUUGCUCAGGGUCCCUUGAAAGGCUUUCUGGAAGAUUUAGGCAGACUGCAAAAGAAGUUUUAUGCCAAAGAUGAACGGUUACUUUGUCCUAUCAGGACCUACCUGGUUACAGCCAGGAGUGCAGCCAGUGCAGGCGCCCGUGUGCUGAAGACCCUUCGCCGCUGGGGUCUAGAGAUAGACGAAGCUCUUUUCCUUGCUGGAGCUCCCAAAGGUCCCAUCUUGAUGAAGAUUCGGCCCCACAUUUUCUUUGAUGACCACAUGUUUCACAUUGAAGGAGCACAGAAAUAUGGAACCAUCACAGCUCAUGUACCUUAUGGCGUCCAUCAAAAAUACAGCCCUUAG